Messenger RNA from Symbiodinium sp. CCMP2592, 270 nucleotides. NCBI's taxonomy places the organism in Eukaryota, Dinophyceae, Suessiales, Symbiodiniaceae. The record is from the annotation of a GenBank genome assembly.
AUGGCUUUCCUUCGUUUGGGCUGUGCACUGAUGCUCCUCUUCUACAUCGAGAAUGCCUGCGCCGUCAGAGAGGGCCAUGUCUCGGAAGUGGAAUGCAAGGAGAAGCUCACCGAAACCGCCGCGCAGCAAUACUUCAUUGUCGAGGCAUCAAGCUACAAGGUGGGCAAGAUUCCAACAAAAUCCUUGUGCGAGUGGGCCACGAAUGGACAAAAUCCAGAUGCCAGAAAGGAGGCGCUGACAUACAUGAAGACCGCGCUAAAGAAGCUGAAG